GUCGAAGAAGGCAUUGAAAUGCUUCGCAGUGUCUUCCCAGGCACGACAAUUAUAGUUGUUUUGAAUAUUAUUGAUCGCAAAGGUGGUGAUCAAAAGUACAAGACCUCUUGGGGCCAGCACCCCUGCGAAGUUCUGGGCAUUACUUCAACAUACACCGUAUUUGCCCACCUCGAUGUCACGUCUACAGCC
Messenger RNA from Suillus fuscotomentosus, 189 nucleotides. RefSeq lists its product as uncharacterized. The transcript has 2 exons. The annotation marks the transcript as partial. The record is from RefSeq and is a predicted model, not a curated record. NCBI's taxonomy places the organism in Eukaryota, Fungi, Basidiomycota, Agaricomycetes, Boletales, Suillaceae.